Encephalitozoon romaleae SJ-2008 is the source of this 801-nucleotide messenger RNA. RefSeq lists its product as hypothetical. Bases 1 to 801 code for a protein of 266 amino acids. Lineage: Eukaryota; Fungi; Microsporidia; Unikaryonidae. The record is from RefSeq and is a predicted model, not a curated record. The transcript has a single exon.
AUGAAGCCUAUCCCCUUUGUAGCUAUCAUACCAAAGAUCAUGUCUUGGUAUGAGCCUGCAAUCGAUGUGAACAAAGUCCCAAGAGAUGACAUGAUUCUGCGGCCUCAUGAAAGUGAAAGUACAAAUGAUAGAGAAUACACACCAGGAAGCUCUGCAAAAGGGGCACCUGAGUCCUCACCUGAUCAGGAGAUCAGCUUGAGUGACAUCGAUGAGAAGAUUAAUGAGUACCCUUCAAAAGAAAUAACUCCUCCUCAAGGUAAGUCAAUACCAAUAGCUGAUGACGUUAAAGCAAAGAUAGAUAAAGUUGACGAACUAACAAAAGCAUUUAACGAAAGAAUAGGGACUACGAAAGUAUCUGGGAUUCACGACAAAGAAGCAUGGAACAAGCUUUAUGAAUACUUAAGAUUGAACUUUAAUGAUUUCUUGAUAGAUGGGCAUCUCUCCAUAGAACUACACAUAAGAUAUAUCCUGUGCUGCUAUGUUGUUGCAUUCAUCCCGGGCCAGUUUGCAUUCCUCUUCCCUGCAUUCUACAAGGUAUUCAUUCCAAAGAGAGCGAUGAAGGUUCCCAUUCUUGGUGAUGCUUUGAAAGGAAUAGACCGAUUUCUAACAUUUGUCAGUGAUCGUAGCACAAAGACCUUCAUCAUAACAUUCUAUGUAGGACGACAGAACUCUCUUGUGGAAGACAUAGAGUUCGUAAAGAAGGUUCCCGAUCUUAUAUUCACCGACCCUAUGGCAAUACUUAGGGAGAUUCUAAAGUUUGAGAUAAGGUCUGAGGGGUAUGACAACAAGAAAGAGCUGUAA